UAAAAUCCUUUUAUCUUUGCUCUUCAAAUAAUCUUUUGCUUAAUUAAUUGCUUCAAUUUUUUAUUUUACUCUGCUAUUCUAACCUUUGGAGUAAAAGAGCUUUAUUCAAUUUAAAUAGCAUAUUCUAUUAUUACUAUUUGGAUUUUAGAAAUAAUUGUUAAAAUAAAUACAGCUAUUUAUAUUAACACUGACCUUGUCAAGGAUAGGUCAAUAAUUUUAGGAAUUUAUUUUAAAUAAAAUCUAUUUUUUGAUGUUAUUCCUAUUAUCUCAAUUUUAAAUAUAAUUGAAAAACCUAAAUUAAUUUUAAUUAUAGCUGCAUUCAUUAAACUUAAAAAUGUUUUAAAGGAGUUAAUCGAUAUCUAAAAAUAAUUGUGUAUGGAGAUCAAAAAUUAUUUUUAUGUCUAAAUCUUCAACCUGAUCGCAAAAAUUUUUAUUUUAGGCCACAUAAUUGCAUUAAUGUACUUUCUUGUAGGCUACGUUGAGCUAAAUUACUUUGGAGAAUCUUCAACAUGGUUUAAUGCAGAUUAAAUGUAAGACAGUAACUUUUGGUGGAAAACCUACAUUACAGCUUUAUACUGGUCUUUAACUCUUAUGUCUACUGGAUCAAACAUAGCAUCAACUACAUUCUAAACAUUUUUUGCUUCAUUCAUUAUGCUUUUUACAACUAUUUUCUUUGGUUAUUUUUUGAGUAUGAUUGGAAUUAUUUUAGAGGAAAGAGAUGAGUAAGAGCUUGCAUAAAGGAGAGAUAUAAAUACAAUUAAUGAAUUUAUGAGGAAGCGUAAUAUAAGCAAAAACUUGUAAAGAAGAGUUAACUUAGACCUUGAAUACUUUUAUCUGAAGAAUUUCAAAAAAAUUUAAGAGCAGAAUUAAGAUGUUUUAGAAAGAAUUUCAUAAAAUUUAAAUGACCAACUUUAAGUUGAGUAUUUUAAAGAAAUUCUAAAAAAAUACAGCUCAUUAUCAAAUAAUUUUAGUGAAGAAUCCAUCGAAAAGCUAUGUUUAUAAAUGACUGAAGAGAAUUAUAUUCCAAAUCAAAUUAUUUUCUAAGAAAAUGAUUCAGAAAAUUUAGGAAUCUUAAUUAUUUUAGAAGGACAAAUCGAAAUCACUAAACAAUUAUCCUAAACCUAAAUUGUAAGUAAAACUCUUUUAGUAUUAGGAAAGGGUUAAAGUACAGGACAUAUGAGUUUUUUUACAGGGUAAUAUAGAACAGCUACAGCUAGAUCAAAAUCAUUUACAACCAUAAUUAGAAUUUGUAGAGAUUCUUUUAUCAAAAUUAUUAAAUAAAAUGAUAAUGAUUUUUAAAAGUUUAAUUUUAUCAAAGAUAAAAUAUAACUAUACAAUGAUUAUGAGGAUAUUCAAAUUUAAUGUGGUUUAUGUAAAAAAUUUACUCAUUAUACGAGCGAUUGUCCUUUGGUUCAUUAUAAUAAGCAAUAAUACCAAAAUAAAUUAAAUUAUUUUGAAAAAAUUUAACAAAAAAGAUAGUUUAUGUAAAGAAAAAGUAACUACUAUCACUCUAUGAUUUUGGUAAAAAAAUUGAAAGAAUACACUGAAUAAUUUGAAUAUUUAUAGAAUAUUAAAACUAAUAAAAAUUUAGAUAAAAACUCUGAUACCAUUUCAUCAGAUGCUUCAGAAAAAUCUAUAGAUUAGUAAAUUGAAUAAAAUAAUAGAUUUGAAGAACAUGCUCAUUUGGACAAACAAUUUACUUAAAGAAUAGAUUAAAGAAAGUUAUCAAACUUGUCAAAGAAAUAGAUAUAAACUAUUAGCUCUUUUAAAAAUUUAUAGAUUGAGUUCUAAGAUUAAGAAUUGGCUAAGGCUAAGACUUCAUUUAUAGUUUCUAAAUAAAAAUCUAAUGAAUUUAUGGAUAUUAUUUCUUAUAGAAAUUUAAAUAUCUUUGAUUCAGACGAACAUGGGAAGAUACCAACUUAAACUGAAUCCAUUCUAAAAUAAAGAAAAGUGUAAGGCAACUCAGAAUUAGACGUUUAAUGUGUUUAAAGAUCUCUUAUGCAUGAAAAUCCUUGGAUUUAUGAUAAGCAAAAAGAUUUCUCAAUAUAUUUCCCAGAUGGAAACUUAAAAUUAUCACUAAGUAACUAUAACAGAUUAGCAAAAAGAAAAAGAUAAAAAACUAAAAGAAUAAAGGCUAACAUAAAAAAAUAUAGUGUAGCAUGA
This is a messenger RNA of Tetrahymena thermophila SB210, 2163 nucleotides long. Its product is annotated as cation channel family protein. Gene Ontology annotation, biological process: transmembrane transport; monoatomic ion transport. Lineage: Eukaryota; Ciliophora; Oligohymenophorea; Hymenostomatida; Tetrahymenidae. The record is from RefSeq and is a predicted model, not a curated record. Gene Ontology annotation, molecular function: monoatomic ion channel activity. The transcript is spliced from 4 exons. Gene Ontology annotation, cellular component: membrane.